Molecule: messenger RNA, 1194 nt
Organism: Bacillus rossius redtenbacheri
Lineage: Eukaryota; Metazoa; Arthropoda; Insecta; Phasmatodea; Bacillidae
Product: pigment-dispersing hormone peptides
Exons: 3
Coding region: 674-1039 (121 amino acids)
Biological process (GO): response to light stimulus
Cellular component (GO): extracellular region
Molecular function (GO): hormone activity
Source: RefSeq, a predicted model, not a curated record
AAUAAAUCACGUGUAUUUUUUUGGUACAAAAUAUUUUUAAAAAUUUCAGAAUAUUAUCUUUAAAUAUAGGUAUAAUCUAAUUUAAUUCUGGAAAAUUAAGCACAGUGAUAAAAAUGUCCAGACACACAUUAAGGUUGCAGGUUUAUUCUCACUGGCAUAAAAAUAAUAAAGGAAAGGCUUAUAUGUGAUUUACGCAUGUAUUCGGCGCCAAAAUCACAGUCUUGCUGGCGACUGGCAAGCCGAGCCGGGUGGUUCAUGUUGCGGCGGGCGGGGAUAUUGUUGCCUGGCUACGGCGAGUCAAGGUCACGCGUCACUUUUGGGUUUAGUAGAAAUCGGGCAAAAAAAUUAAUACACGUGAUAUCUAUCUACACCCCCUCCCCCUUGUGAUAUUUCGUGAUUUUUCCCAACCCCCCCCCCCCCCCCCCUUUUCGAGCCUCACGUGAUUAAUGGACGAUCCCUUAGUGCUGCUUCUGUCAUUGAUUCUCUGUUAAUCUGGAGGACUGAAGGCCAAUUAGAGAGCCUCACUCAUAGACGUGUCGAAUCACAGGCCACCCAGUCGAGACGACUCACAAGUCAACAGCCAAUGAACAGUUGGCAUUUGUCCGAGUGUGUAGAGGAUAUUGGAGUCUAUCCUGGAGGUCAUUGAAUCCGCGAAAUUCACGAGUCUCUAGUAAUGAUUUUUUUUUUGCAAAUGCGUCGGUACUUGUCACGAAUGCAAAUGCGAGCGAGCACUAGAGCGAGGGAGAGCAGGCCUGUCCCUGUGUCCCCAGGCAUGAAGCACACGGCCCUCCUCGUCCUGUGCGUGGUCUUCCUGAGGCUGCUGCACCAGUCCGCGGGCGUGCAGUACGGCGAGGACCGCGGUCUGGACGGAGAGUCUGCCUGGCAGCGCCGCAACACGGUGACCAGAGAGCUGGCCAGCUGGAUCCUGCAGCUGCUGCACCGAGGCGAGCCCUCGCUCUGCACGCAGAAGCGCAACUCCGAGCUCAUCAACUCCCUGCUGGCCCUGCCCAAGGUGCUCAAUGACGCGGGCAGGAAGUAGCACGGCCCCCCGCGCAGGGAGAGGAAUGAUAACAUGGUUGUGAUAUAAUGGACUCAACACCUUGGCAAGAUGAUGGAGCAACGAACCAGGACUUACUACAUUCAAAUAAUGUAAACAAGCAAAUAAAAACUAAAUAAAAUAAACUGUUAAAAAGA